This is a messenger RNA of Cyphellophora europaea CBS 101466, 468 nucleotides long. RefSeq lists its product as uncharacterized. The transcript has 2 exons. Lineage: Eukaryota; Fungi; Ascomycota; Eurotiomycetes; Chaetothyriales; Cyphellophoraceae. Gene Ontology annotation, cellular component: membrane. The coding region runs from base 1 to 468 and encodes 155 amino acids. The record is from RefSeq and is a predicted model, not a curated record.
AUGUCUACCACCAACACCCCGUACAACUGGUCCAUCCACGCCAUCCCGGCAGCAUACAUGCUCGCCUUCCCACCCUACCUCUACCAGUUCGCCAAAGGCAUGGCGGCAUCCAACUACACAGCCACCAACAUCGUACCGCGCACCAACCUCGAGAGCCUCAAGACCAAGCUCGACACCCGCACCUGGCAGAAACUAGCUCGCGCCCGAGGUGCGCACCUCAAUGCCCUCGAAGGCUUCCCGCUGUUCGCAGCCGCCAUGAUUGCUGGCAACUAUGCCAGGCUCGACGUGAAGGAGAUGAACUUCCUGGCCGCGGAUUACCUGGCCGCGCGGGUGGUCUAUACCGGGUUGUAUAUGACGGUGAAGAGCGAGGCGGCUAGUUACCUGCGCACCGGAGCGUAUGCGUGGAGUCUGGCGAUCCCGUUGUACGUGCUCUGGAAGGCGGGGAAUAGGUUGGCGGAACAAGUCUGA